AUGUGUGCAAGUUCCAUUGAUAUUCAUCCGAGUGCAAAAUGGGCACAGAAUGGUAUCACUGUUGCUGGAGGAAAUGGAUCGGGCAGUGGAACCAAUCAACUUUCUCUUCCAUGGGGGUUGUACGUCGAUGAUGAUCAACCCAUUUAUGUCGCUGAUUGUUAUAAUUACCGUAUUGUGGAAUGGAAAUCUGGUGCAACGAAUGGAAAAGUAGUUGCUGGUGAAAAUGGAGAAGGAAAUGGAGCUCAUCAGUUAAACAACCCACGAGAUGUGAUUAUCGACAAAGAGAGCGAUAAUCUCAUUAUCAGCGAUGGAGGGAAUAACAUAAUAGUUCGUUGGCCUCGUCGAAAUGGUACUCGUGGAGAAACAAUUAUUUCAAAUAUCUCUUGCUUCGGUUUGACAAUGGACGAGAAUGGAUCUCUCUAUGUCGUUGACGAAGGAAAACAUGAAGUGAGACGAUAUAAAAUUGGUGACACUAAAGGAACAGUGGUUGCAGGUGGCAAUGGACAAGGAAAUCGUCUCGAUCAACUCUCUUAUCCCCGCUACGUAUUUGUCGAUCGAGAUCAUUCAGUUUAUGUGUCUGAUUGGGCAAAUGAUCGUGUAAUGAAAUGGGAAGAAG
Messenger RNA from Rotaria sp. Silwood1, 616 nucleotides. The record is from the annotation of a GenBank genome assembly. NCBI's taxonomy places the organism in Eukaryota, Metazoa, Rotifera, Eurotatoria, Philodinida, Philodinidae.